GGAGGAGCAGGAGGUCGGGUGGCUGGAUGCGAUAUGCCAGGAGCUGAUCAACUAUGGUGACGCGCUGGGCGAGGUUCCCGAGGCGCUGGCGGUGCUGGUGGAGGCGCUGAGCCUGCCGGUGCUGGACGACGACACCGUGCUGGAGCACCUGCUGGACCUGAGGAAGAUGGUGGCCUCCGACGAGGUGAUGCACGAGCUGGAGGAGGAGGUGUGCAUGCGCCGGGACAGCAACCCGCCGGCCCCCCGACCGCGAUACUACGAGCCCUCCGUCAUCCAACACGACCUCAAGUACAUGUUGGCACGCGGGUUCAAGCUGCCCGAGCCGCCCGCGCCGCCGCCGAGGGCUGGCGCAGGAGGUGCCGUACAGGGCGGCAGCGCCGCAGCUUCUGCCGUACAGAAUGGCGGUCGCGGAGGAGGAGGUCGUGGUCGUGGGGGCCGUGGAGGACGUGGCGGACCCAUGGGUCGUAGCGGCGUUGGUCGUGGCGGAGGUCGUGGCGCCGCUGCGAUGACGAAUGCGGCGGCGGCGAAUGUGGCAGACAUUGCCGGUACCGCAGCGGCGUUUGACGCCUCGUUCUUUGCGGAAGGUCUGCAUGAUCCCACUGCGCCGGUUGCAAAUAGCAGUGGCGGCGGCGGCGCCGCUUCCUCCGCCCCCGCCGCCGCCGACGGCACUGACGCCUGGGCCGUGUGCGAGGACCCAUGGGCCACAGCCACGGCGGUUGAUGGCUGGGCGGAGGGCCCUGCAGGCAGCAGCAACAACAAUACCGCCGCUGCACCACCACCUGCACCACCACCUGCAGCAGCAGCCGUAGCGCCUCCUCCAAUGCAGGUUCACACGGCGGGUCAGGCGGCGGGUCAGAUGCUGCUGCAAUCCCUGCAGCGACCUGCCAACCUACCAGCAGCAGCAGCACCGCCACCAGCAGCCGCGGCGCCCUCCGCUCCGCCUCCCAACGUCCCAGCACCCGCCCCCGCCCCCCUCGUGGCCUCGCAGCCCCUCAUCCCACCCAAGCCGCUGGUGCCGCCCCAGCCGGGGCUGGCGGCGCGGGCCCUGCCGCAGCACCCGCUGCUGCCGCCGGCCCUGGCUGCCAACCCCAGCCUGGCAGCUGCACGGGCGCUGGCGCAUGCAGCCAGACAGGGGGUGCAGCAGCAGCAGGGGCAGGGGCAGCAGCCCGGGGUACAGUCUCAGCCCUUUCAGCAGGCUGGGGAGGCACCGCAGCUGGCGCAGCAGCAGCCGCUGGUGCCGCCGCAACCCCACGUCAUGGCCGCCCCGUACGCCCAGCAGCAGCAGCAGCCCCAGCAGCCCCAGCAGCUGCCAGGUCAGCAGCAACACAUCCCGUACCCGCCCCUCCCAGGAGGGUACUCCGCUCCCUCGUCGGUGCAACCCGGUGUGGUGGUGGGAGCAAACGGCAGCGCUGCUGCCGUACCGGCGGCACCGGGCCCAGCUGGGAUGCCGUACAUGGUGCCCCCAGGGGGUGCCGCCGCGUCAGCACCUGGAGCAGCGCAGCCGCGGCCGUACCCACUGGCGCUGUUCAACCCCGCACUUGCCGUACUGAACAAUACGGCGGGCAUCGCGGCCUUCGCGCCGCGGGGCCCGCACCCCAUGAUGCCGCAGCGACCCGUGGUUCCGGUAGCCGUUACACAGGUAGCGCCGCAGCAGCAGUCGAUGACGACGGCAGCGCCCGUUCCGCCGCCGCCGUCAGCCUCAUUGGCGGCGGCAGCGACGGCGCCGCGACCCAUGGGUCAGGUCACACCAUCCAGUUCCGCAGCUGCGAUGGCUGCAGCAGCAGCUGCUGCGGCAGCGGCUGCCCGGCGAGUGGUGGCGACCACUCCCGCCGCCGCCGUUCCCCGACCCCAGGCUCCCCAAGUCCAAGCCGCACCCCCGCCGCCAGCACCGACGCAGGUACGGCAACCGGCGGCUGCACCGCCUCCGCCUGCCGCUGCCGCGCCGCGCUCCGCCGCUCCCUCGACCGGCUCCUGGCAGUGUCAGAUCUGCACGUACGAGCAUCGGGGUUCGGAGGCGCAGUUCCUGGCGUGUGCCAUCUGCGGCUGCGAGCGAGGCAUGGAGCAGUUGCCGUCGUAGGGGCGCUGCUGCGGGCUCAACAGGACAGCAGCAGGGGGCAGGCGGCUUUCACCGUAGCAAUAGCCAACAGGGGGCAGGCUGGGUCGUUUAGCAGGGCGGAUAGUCAUGUCACCCCUGUCAAGGGGGCAGGGGUGAGAAUAACGUAACCCGAGGCGAGGUUGGGCCGGCAUGGCGAGGUGGAGGAAAGGGGGGUUGUGGGUUGCAGUGAGGUUGAGCAGGGGGCAGCUUGAAUGUGCGGGGACGCAUGCAGAAUGAUGCGUUCGGCUGGCUGCUAGGUGGGUCGGCUUUUGGGUUUUGGGUGUGUUAAGAAAACUGGCCGCGAGGAGGAACGUACUGGACUGCGGGCGGGUCUUAGUGGGUGAAUGACCGCCAGGCGUUGUAGCGGCUGGCUGAGGUGGGAGGAGACAUGCGCACGUGCCGGUUUAUCAGUGAACUGAACUGAACGCCUGUGUUGGAAGCCCCUUGUUGUGCGCGUCUUCACCAUUAGGUGUGUGUUGAUGAUUAGCGGUUUAGCUGAGGCAUGGGAUGGAAUGGAUGAAGAUUUUUGGGACUUGUAGGUGGUGUUACGGAAUAGGCUGUGACCGGUACAGUCCGCAGACGGUUAGGGGAUUCGGAGGUUGUAUCGUCAGGGCCUUAGCCCCCCCCCCAUGUCCAUGGUAUGGUAUGGUCUUUGACCCCCUAUGUUUCAAGGCUGGGAAGGAGGUGGAAGACGCAGCGUUUGCACCGAUAGGUGUUGCUACAAGUGCCCUACACAUGCGACUUAUGUAUGCCUUGUGGCUAGGAGGUUAGCUACCGCCGAGCAGCACUAUGGUUUAGAGCAGAAGUGGUCGUUUCUGUUUGAGAUUACUUUUCAUUACCUUUCGUUUUGAGAUCCUAGCUUUUGUAGGGGGCCAAAGUGGACCAUGCUAGGAGAGUAAGCUGUCAUAGGGUUUCCCAUGCCGGGAUGGAAGCGGUCGGGAUUAAGGGUUUAAGAACCUUAACGAUACCGGGCCGUGGGCUUCCGUCUAAUCGGUUGCCCAUAGGUACGAGCUGCAAGGGAACGGGCGACUUCCCUGGUGGCCUGCCUCCUAUGUCACAUAGGCUAUGUG
Messenger RNA from Astrephomene gubernaculifera, 3165 nucleotides. The record is from the annotation of a GenBank genome assembly. Lineage: Eukaryota; Viridiplantae; Chlorophyta; Chlorophyceae; Chlamydomonadales; Astrephomenaceae.